AGUGUCUCUACCGCAUUACCCAAGAUUGCAUCUGAGUUCGAGUCCCUUUACCAGAUAUCUUGGGUUGGGUCAUCUUAUCUUUUGACGAGUACCGCUUUCCAGCCACUCUAUGGACGACUAUCUGAUAUCUUUGGCAGAAAGCCAAUGCUGCUAUUUGCACUCACAUCGUUUCUCAUUGGGUCCACUUUAUGUGGUGCAUCCACGAAUAUGACCAUGCUCAUCAUCUGUCGCGCCUUUUCUGGCAUCGGUGGAGGAGGCAUCCAAUCAAUGUGUUCAAUUAUUAUAUCCGAUAUUGUGGCAUUACGACAACGUGCCAAGUACCACGCUAUCACAGGCAUUGUCUACGCGUUAGCCACAAUCCUAGGUCCCCUCAUAGGUGGUUUCUUUGUCGACCACUCAACUUGGAGACUUGCUUUCUAUAUCAAUGUCCCUAUCGAGAUCAUUACCAUUAUUGCUAUCUUCUUUUUGCUACCCCUAAAGUCCCCAAAAGUAUCCAUUGUACGCAAACUCAAACAAAUCGAUUACCUAGGGGUCAUCCUCCUCGUUUCAUGUAUUGUGUGCCUCUUGUUCCCGUUGGAUCGUGGAGGUUCUGAAAUGCCAUGGAAUUCACCUAUCAUCAUUAUCCUCUUCACUGUCGGUGGCGUACUUGGCCUAAGCUUUAUCUUUGUUGAAGGCAAAAUUGCAAAGUUCCCUGUCAUUCCAGGUCACGUCUUCAAAAUUCGAACCGUCGUGUCUGUCUACAUCUCCAUCUUCUUCACUGGACUGCUAUACUUUGGUGAAAUUUACUACUUACCUAUCUACCUCCAGGUUGUCAAUGGCGCGACUGCCACUGGAAGUGGUCUUCGCAUGAUGCCUCUUCUUUUAGCGCAAGUGAUUCUCUCAUGGCUCUCUGGGUUGCUGACAUCGAAGACUGGGAAUUACCGAUAUAUUCUAAUGGCUGGAUACUUUAUUAUGACCGUCGCUGCAGUUUUGAUUGCAACUUUGGAUGAACACUCCACUCAGGUCAAGCAAGUUGGAUUGCUAUUGAUGAUUGGAAUGGCUACAGGAUGUACCAUGCAAAAUAGUUUGAUUGCUGUGCAAAGCGCUGUGGAACCUAAAGAUGCCGCUGUGGUGCUUUCUGUACGCAACUUUUGGCGCUCAGUCGGUGGUGUUAUGGGAGUGGCUAUCUGCGGAUCGUUGCUGAAUAAUUCUCUGUAUAGCCGACUACCCGUUGCUUUAGGCUCGCUGUACACUGACCAGCUUUUGACGGACAUUAUCUCGAAUCCCAGUAUCAUCCGAACGCUGGAGCCUACCAUUCAACAUGCUGUGAUUAAUGCAUAUGUCGAGUCGUUGCAAAUUAUCUUCCGGAGUUGGAUCGUGUACGCUGGUAUGGCGUUCAUCGCCAGCUUGGGCAUAAAGCAGUACAAUUUACGCAACACGAUCGACAAGGUGCUUGUUCUAGAAGAUGAGAAAGAUAAUGGUGAUGUUGAAAAGAAGGCCGCCAUGUAA
Umbelopsis ramanniana AG is the source of this 1488-nucleotide messenger RNA. RefSeq lists its product as uncharacterized. NCBI's taxonomy places the organism in Eukaryota, Fungi, Mucoromycota, Umbelopsidomycetes, Umbelopsidales, Umbelopsidaceae. Gene Ontology annotation, biological process: transmembrane transport. The record is from RefSeq and is a predicted model, not a curated record. Gene Ontology annotation, molecular function: transmembrane transporter activity. The annotation marks the transcript as partial. The transcript is spliced from 12 exons.